This is a messenger RNA of Symbiodinium natans, 229 nucleotides long. The record is from the annotation of a GenBank genome assembly. NCBI's taxonomy places the organism in Eukaryota, Dinophyceae, Suessiales, Symbiodiniaceae.
GUUACAGUAUCGCUUUGAAGAUGCUGGCCUCGGAGACGCUCCAUAUGCGGAGGUUGCCGAAGCGUCGGCUUCGCGCCUUGCAAAAGCGGCUGCCGAUGCCCAGUCGGGCGCCAACCACCUGGCCGGGGACAUGGUUGCGCACUGGCAACAGCAUCUGUGCAGUGGAGAUCUUGAAGCACGAGUGGCUCGCCUUCGUGGUCUGCCUUCCAUCUCAAGUGGCAAGUCGUGA